ACUGCUGUGAUCAGUCGUCAGCCAGACUCGGCAGAAGGAGCACGUGUCUUGUGUGUUUGGUGGAGCGUCUCUGGCGGCGCUCAUGCUUGAUACACACUCCUAGACACCACACAAAUAACAUAACCUCUUAUACCAUACUCCAGCCUACCAAGAACCUCCUACAGUAUCACGUCUGGAUUACCCUACAGGAGGAUAGUACUCGUCACCAAGGUUCCUCGGGUUCCAAGUUUGAUGACGCACUAACGUGUCCAGUAAGUGAGGCGAGCAGAGACGGGAUGGCCGGCGCGUGUCUCUUGUUGCUCCUGCUGGGUUUGGUGAGAAAUGGAGUCCCCGGGACUUUGGGGGAGAAGAGUGAAGUGGGGCUCACCUUGGAGAACUGGGCAGCUGCUAUCCACACCGUGGCGCCAGCAACCCACCAACUACACGCUGCAACACAACUGAGCAUUGAAGCAAAAGAUGAAGAAGGUACCAAUAUUGAAGUAAUGUCUGCGGAAAAUAACGAUAAAGGUGACAACGAAGAGAAUGGAACAACAUAUGAAGAUAAAGGAGAAAGAACAAAAAAUGAAUCCAUAAAGGAAGGUAAAAAGGAAGAAGUAACUGGUAAUGGGGCGGAGUCUGCCAGUGACUCCUCCCCGAAUGUCGCUACCUCCCGCAUGUUAUUGGUAGAUGAGGAUUCGGUUCCAACGUUCAAGUCCACCUCCAGUACCCAGGACCUGCUUACCUGGCGCCUCAAGAAUACAAGCCUCCUUGAAGAACUCACCAAUAAGAUCUUCGGGAGCGGUGAGGAUCUGGAGAGCGUCAACAGGGGAGGAGAACCAGCAGUAGGGGUCGACGGUGGUACUAAGGGAGGAGCAGUCGAACAGACCACCAACAGCAGUCAGAACGAGGCCGCAUCUAAGGUGGUGGUAACGCGAGUGUCUGCACCUGAGGAAUUCCUUUACCAACCUGGGGAAGAUGUCAUCUGUAACACCCAGAAAUCGGCGAUAUGUAUGUCUGCUAACGAGACUCUGGAACUCCGGCAGCAACUUCUGCAAGACCUAGAAACCUCCUUCAAUGCCCCCCUUCCCUCUAGGAUCCGCUACCGCCUCAAGAAGAAACCCUCCAUUUAUACGUCCAAGAAGCCUGGCAGUACCCGUUUUGACAUAGGAAUCCCAGACAUCUACGAAACAGAAGUUUCGGUUACGCCCAAGGACCUCCAGCAGCCUCACCCCAGGCCCACCAUUGGCUACUCUGACGAAGUUUAUGGCUUUGCUGCUGACAGAAAGUUCCAGCAGUAUGUCCUGCCUAAAUCUCCAGAGUAUGUCCCUCUGGGAGCCUUGGUAACGCCAGGGUAUACAGAUAAUGCAGGUAAAGGCAUAACCAAACCUUACAUCCCUCUCAACAGGAACCAUGGGACCGACAAAUCUAGUCUGGUGUUCCGGCCUCCUCGACGUCCACCAGGUAGUCAGCGUCGUCGUACGAACGGCCUUCUUCGCCGACCAACCGCUGGUGGACCUCACUACUUCACACCUGCACCAGAGCGUGUGAGUCUGCAAGCGCAUCUUCAGUAUCGGCGACCCGUCUCUUUCAAGUAUAGUAGGACAGAUGCAUUACCCCAGGGUGACUCCGGCCAACACUCCACGACAACACAGAGGGUCUACACUACCGAGGCCUACCCCGACAUCAGCUCCAUUUCACCCCACUUAAUACCUGCCAUUACAGCCACUCCUGAUCAUGCCAGUAGCAUUGCUGCUACAACAGAAGGUUACAAAAAGCCCCCACAAACGUACUUGCCUCCAGAGCUUGAGUAUAUUCCCCUUCAAUCCACACCGUCCAAAGCAAAGACACAGAACCACACUAAACCCUCCGACCAUUACCUGCCACCAAAUAAAGAGUAUAUACCUCCAGUGAGUCUGCAUCAGGAACCAAAAGCUGAAUACAAGCCCCCAGUAGAAGACCAUUACGUACCUCCUCAAAAGUAUCUUCCACCCAGUAACGAAUAUGUUGCCCCAGUUUCACCACAUAGGAACGAGACGUACACUCAGCCAUCGCAGACGUACCUGCCACCUCAAAAAGAAUAUGAUGCCCCUGAAAGUGAGUAUGAAUAUUCUUUGAAGACUCAGACUCCUCCUCAGCCGAAGUAUCAACAACCCAACCAAGGAUAUGAGGCUCCUAAACCUGAGCCAAAACCACCAAAUGAGACCUACAAUGAGCCUUCGCGCAAGUACCUUCCCCCCACCAGAGAAUAUGGUUCUACAAAAAGUGAACAUAAUACUCCCAGCCAAGUUCACAAAGAACAGCUUGGAAACCAUUUUCCACCUAUUAGAAUAUAUAUGGCGCCACCCAAAAGACCUCAUCUACCAUCCAUAGGUCACAAAUCUCCAGGAGAAGGUUAUGCUGCACCGCCCAGAAAAUAUCUUCCACCAAAUAUAGACUUUGAGCCGCAGCGGAGGUUACCGGGGAGUGGACGACCCCCUCACCGACAACGUCGACCGGGCAAUAGAAGAAGGAAGCACAGGAAACGUCCAACUCCCCCAACAAGAAACUAUCUUCCACCUAAUAAAGAAUACAUAGUUCCAAAGCCUGACGCCCCUCACAUUCCUGGAGUUUCCCAUCCUACCAAAGCACCAGUGGAGUAUAAGACUCCACCUGGAAAAACGUAUGUGCCACCUAGUAAAGAAUAUUUACCUCCAAAGAGUGAAGACUCGCAUAUCCAUUCAGACUCUUUUUCAAUGACCACAAUGUCAUCACUUCUUUACACACUCCCUGCAAGAACCUACCUACCGCCCCAUCGCAAUUACCACACACCAAUUCCUGCCUCAGAAUAUGCACCCCCACAUCACCCUACGUUACCAGCUACUGCUUACGAAACACCCCUACAGAGAUACCAGCCACCGAACAAGGAUUAUUUGCCACCGAAACCUGUACCACACGGGACUGUUUUACCUGAUUGGCUGGUGAGCAUUAAAAAAGGCCAUAGUCCUCCAGGAUACAAAGAUGAGCCUCAUGGUUAUGCCCCAAAUCCGACCCCACCUCCAGGCUAUCACCCAGACCAUUCCACAAGAAGGGAGCAUUCAUCAAGCCCAAAACCUCCAGCUUAUUAUGAAACUGUCUAUCAAUCACCUGGUGCUACAUAUUAUGCCCCUAAACCUGUAUACCACCCCCCUGAGACUUCGUACCAUCUUCCUGAACCCGACCAUUUCCUUCUUGAAAAUCCACAGUCGACACCAAACCCAGUUUACUCCUUUCCUGUGGGAAUCUACCAGCCACCCCUCAGAGAAUACCUCCCCACCACUGCUAGAUCGGUUUCUGCCCAAGUUUAUGUUCCCCCCAAAGUUUCACCGGAUGUUCUCAGUGCUCCCGAACUUCCCGUAAGAGAUUAUCACAUAGCAACAACCAAGACUUCUUAUAUCCCACCACCACCUCCACCUUUGCAUCUCCCCAUCGACCCCACUUACCUACCGCCGACCAAAGAGCCAUCAGUUAACUACCUCCCUCCCAAUCUUGACUAUCGCGCUCCAGCUGGUUAUGAUGGCCCCAUAACAACCCAUCCACCACCUUCCUUAACCUACGAUCCUCCCAGUCAUCCAGAGCCGGAUUAUAUUACUCCAUUUUACUCCAAGCCUGAUUACGCUCCCACUGUAAGUCCUGCAUCAGAUUAUCAUCCCUUGGCCCCCCCUGAUCCUGACUAUGUUCUUCCAAUACAUCUUGAGCCAGACUAUCACCCUCCGACUCACCCAGAACCUUCCCAUGCUUUGCCAUCCUUCCCCAAGACAGACUCUCCUCCUCACCCAAAAUCAGUGUAUGUCCCACCAGCGACUCCAAAACCACACCUCACCACUGUACUUAUCAUGCCUCAUACAACAGUCAGCCCUCCAUAUGUUCCUACAACCUCCCCCAGACAAGAUUACAUCCCUCCAGCCUCCCCUAAGCCAGAUUAUGAUCCUCCUGCUAUUCCAAAGCCAGAAUAUAUCCCCCCUGUUGCCCCUAAGCCAGAAUACGCUCCACCAGUUACAUCUAAGCCAGAUUACAUUCCCCCCGCUGUUCCUAAUCCAGAAUACAUUCCACCGAAGACCCCAAAACCUGACUACGAUCCACUCACUACAUCUAAGCCAGAUUAUGUCCCUCCAAAGACUCCUGUUCCUCAUCGUACUCCUACAGCACCUCCAACAAGCUCUCGCAUCACCACCUACAAGCCUACACUCGACACUAAACUGCAAAAUCUACAGGAUUUCAGUCAUCCUGGUAUUGGUCGAGUGUUCUCCAAUCUCCGCCCUUCCUCGUCACCAGGACACAACGAGGUUUCGACUUAUUCUCCACCUGUUUACACUCCUACCACCUAUGAACCCGGGUACAACGAUCUUCCCAUCAGUGCCGAACCUCUACAACGUCAUCCUCCGACUGACCCGCCCCACUACCCGCCUGACUACGACGACUAUUAUUACUACUACGAUGACAACGAUGAUGACUACUACUACUAUUACGAUGACGUCGAUGACUAUUAUUACUACUACGAUGACUACGACUAUGCACCAUAUCAUCCGCCAGUACGAAGACCUCACCACCUUAGCAGACACCCCAGCUACAUCCCUGACAAUGAGAUCCUCGAUUUUGGGUAUAUUGCCGGCAUCCCAGGUCGAGCUGGGAGAGACUACCCCAUCCUAAGCUACAUCCCUCUCACCUCCUUCGGUUGUGACCUUGUAGCUGAUUACCCAGGCUACUAUGCUGACAUGGAGGCUGGCUGUCAGGUGUUCCACAUCUGUCACCGCAGUGGCCGCCAAGAUUCCUUCUUGUGCCCAAAUGGCACCAUCUUUAACCAGAAGUACUUCGUGUGCGACUGGUGGUACAACUUCGCCUGCGAGGACGCACCCUUUUUCUACCCUGUAAAUGCUGCUAUUGGUCACCCUGGCGUACCACUUCACAGAAAUGCAUUUGAGCCUGAUCUCCAUGUCAUCCACCAUCUACCACCCCUCCAUCCCCAACAGUACCACCAUGCCACUCCCAUCCCCUUUCACUACACCCCUCACCAUGCCACCCUCCUGCACGAAACAAACGCAGCCUCUCCACCAUCAUCGAACUCUCCACCAUAAUCGAUACACGUAUCACCACAUCUACAAGUUAGCAUCAAGCCUCAUCUGGGUCACCUCGACCCCAACUAUGCCUCACUAGGCUAGACAGAACAUCCCCAUAUCAAUUGAAAUCCGUUAUUUAUGUCUUGUAAGAUAUCCAGCAAGUGUCAUUUUCAAACCUUCAGCUGAAACUAUGGUGUACAGUAUAGUGUGUGAAAUUGAGAACGUUGAACAACUGUGAAAAAAGAAGAAUAUGCAAAUUGUAUAUAGUGAAAGAUUACAUCCUUGUUCAUUCUUGAGAACAUUCAGAAGUUAAAAAAAGAUUGAUCGUUCUUGAUGAGAAACUGGGCAAGCAGGCUCAAAUCCUAUUGAAAAAAAACAAACACCCAAUGAAAAUUAUGUGAAUCCAUCUUUGACCCUGCCUCAUAGAGUAAAAUAUAAGAAUUAAUCUGGUAUCACUGACAGUACAGUAAGACUGUAUUAGUAAUUAUCCAUUUAUAAUUUUUGGGGGAGGGGAGGGGUUAAAGAAAGUCUUCUAGAAAAAUUUAACGAAGUUGUGUACAGUAUUUAUUUCCACACAAUACUUAGACUAUUCACAACUCGUUUCAGCACCGAGUUCCCACUAAGAGCAGAUCCAAACAAUUAAAGCUUUUUGUUUCAUGAUCAAUUAGAUCAACCAAAGACAAAGUUGCAAUGAUUUGUCAGUUUGUUUCGAGUAUCAUCACUUUCCAUGAAUAAUUGACUUAUUUUACUUACAAAUGAAAUAAAAGUGUUCUUAGAAUAAGAAGAGCUUUGAUGAGGCCAAUGGAAAGUUAUAGUGUAAAACUUAAUUUAUCAGGAAGAUUAACUAACACUGAGACAAUGCAUCAUCAGUAUAGUCGAAGGUCAUCCUGCAGUGGAGGUCACUUUGAUUUAAAUACAAUAUAUUUGUCAGCUGAUACCCAAGCCUAGUGUAGUUUCCAUUUAUAUUUCUCACUGUGGUAAUCUAGUCCCAUGCAGUUAUUAUUUUGUGUAGCCUAGCUUAUAUAUAUAUAUAUAUAUAAAUUGCUUAAUAUUGAUAAUUUUUAUGUAUUUCUUUUCUUUGGAACUUCUGACAGACCAUAGACGAUCAUUUAGAUAUACGUACAUAAUACCUUAUCUAGCAUACUCCAGAUAUAAUUUGACUAUAUUACGAAGGUAAAUGACGUCUUAAAUGAAACGGAGCAAAUUUGGCUCUACUGUAUUCAAAUUAAUUUCAGUUAUUUUGAAAACCAAAACUGUCAUUUACUUUGUAAAGAUUAAUCAACGGCUAUCCCUAUCUAUGUGUUCUUUUUUAUUUACAAUUCCGAAUCAUAUAUGUACUGUAUGCUUUGAGCAUUAAAAUGGAGAAAGUUCCUUAGGAUGUUCUGAUCAGAAUUGCAAAUUAUAGUUUUAAGAAGAUUCUAAUGCUUGUUUUAGUUAGAUUUCUGCCUUUUAGUUUGUGUAUUAAAUUACUGUACAGAGAAGUAAUAUUUUUGUAUGAAGAAUUUAUUAUAUGAUACCUGUACUUGUAGAUGUUUAAGUCAAUAAGCAGGCAUGUCCAUAUUUGUUAUAUCAUUGUUAUAAACUGUUUACUGUAUAUGAUAAGUGAAUUAAAUGUUUUUUAACUCAUACAGAGUUAUACUCUAUCUCGUUCAAUUGUUUAAUGUCGUUAGAAUAGUGUAAUUACGAACCUUGCUAUGUGCUUAACACACCAUGGUGCACAUCCACAGUCUUAUGUCUUGUGUGCGGAAUCCGACCGUCUUCUGUGGUGGAAUCAUACCGUAAACUGAGGCGGAAUCCUAUCCUAUUCUUGGGCGGAAUCAUACCGUAUUCUGAGGCGGAAUCCUAUUUCGACCUACUGGGACAUAGUCGGACAUAUUCCAACCAAUUUUGUCCAAGUUGGACAAAACCCUGCAGAACCUAACCUAACGUAUUUUUUCUUCGUUUGUUUUUGGACUUUUUGGACCUAUUUUGCCACUUAUGGGUUUUCGAGGUCAUUUCUUGGUGCUUGUGUAUUAUUCUGGAUGUACUAAAAUAGUU
Molecule: messenger RNA, 7088 nt
Organism: Homarus americanus (American lobster)
Lineage: Eukaryota; Metazoa; Arthropoda; Malacostraca; Decapoda; Nephropidae
Product: titin-like
Exons: 10
Coding region: 276-5069 (1597 amino acids)
Cellular component (GO): extracellular region
Molecular function (GO): chitin binding
Source: RefSeq, a predicted model, not a curated record